Molecule: messenger RNA, 924 nt
Organism: Colletotrichum fioriniae
Lineage: Eukaryota; Fungi; Ascomycota; Sordariomycetes; Glomerellales; Glomerellaceae
Source: RefSeq, a predicted model, not a curated record
AUGAACGUCGCCCUCAAGGAAGCAAUGCCAGAGGCCCUCCUCGUGCAAGGCGCUUCAAACAACCCAUCAUCGACCAUAGAGAUGAUCCCAUUGAAGUACCCAGCAAGCACAUCGAAGCAAAGCAUUUCAUCGCAUAAACCCAAUUCCCCUCCUAUUGAUGGAAAUUCAACACCGACAGAACCAGAACCCCCUCAAGGUCUCCCAUCCCGCAACGUCUCCGUAGCCAAGAGCAUCACCGUAAUCGUCACCCUCGCGGGCAUAAACUUCCUCAAUACAAUGGGCUCCGGCAUCCUCAUCGCCGCCCUCCCGCGCAUAGCCCAAGACGUCGGUCUCGACGAGAGCCUCGUCCUCUGGCCCGCCGCCGUCUACAACCUCGCCGCCGGCUGCCUCCUCCUCAUCUUUGGCGCCGUCGCCGACGUAGUGGGCGCAAAGCUCAUGUGGCUGACGGGGAGCUACCUCUGCGUCGUCUUCACCGUCGCCGUCGGCCUGUCCAAGACGGGGAUCCAAAUCAUUCUCUUCCGCACCGCCGUCGGCGUCUCUAUUUCGGCGUGCUUGCCCACGGCCAUGGCGUUCAUCACAAAGACGUUUCCCAAGGGCGGGUGGCGCAACGUUGCGUUUUCGAUGAAUGGGAUUGGGUUCCCGCUCGGGUAUGCGCUCGGCCUGGUCCUGGGUGGCAUCUUCACAGAUACGAUCGGCUGGCGUUGGGCAUACUACAUGAUGGCCUUUAUCAACUUUGCUCUGUCGACCGCGGCGGUCUGGUCUCUGCCUUCGAUUCACCAGCCGUCCGAGAAGAAGUGGACGCGCCGCUUGGCGGAGGAUAUUGACUGGACAGGAGCCGUCAUCAUGAGUGUUGCGCUGGUUUCCAAAAAGUCCAAGGCAUCUCCGCGCUGCAAAGCUCUCUGCGAUUUCUGCCUCACGUCGUGA